This is a messenger RNA of Fonsecaea nubica, 2076 nucleotides long. RefSeq lists its product as hypothetical. Bases 1 to 2076 code for a protein of 691 amino acids. The transcript has 2 exons. The record is from RefSeq and is a predicted model, not a curated record. Lineage: Eukaryota; Fungi; Ascomycota; Eurotiomycetes; Chaetothyriales; Herpotrichiellaceae. Gene Ontology annotation, molecular function: coenzyme A diphosphatase activity.
AUGUCGGAAGACUCGAGAGCUAUUAUAAAAGCUCUCGAAAAAGUCCUUGUACACCUCAGCGAGCAUCCGUACCCGCAUGUCCCCAAUCCUCCCCAUACCUCUCCGAAACGAGCCAGCGUAGCUGCCAUUAUCCGUGUCCGACCAGCUUAUAAACCCGUCCCUGCCAGCGUCAAUGGCUCCCUCAUAGCAGUCGACAAGCCUUCUCCUCCCUCGCCGCCUUCGACCCUCAGCGAAUUCUUUGCGCAAGAAUGGGUCCAGGAAGGAGACCCCGAAUUACUUUUCAUCAAGCGCGCUGGUCGCGCUGGGGAUAGGUGGUCGGGCCAUAUUGCCUUGCCUGGGGGGAAGCGAGACCCCGAAGAUGCGGAUGACUUUGCUGCUGCCGUCCGCGAAACAAGAGAAGAGAUAGGCUUGGACCUGGAAACAACGGAGUGCCUGCCCGCAGGGAAUCUCCCCGAGCGGCUGGUCACAACUUCUUGGGGGAAAGACGUUCUCAUGGUUUUGUGUCCCUACAUAUUCCUCCUGACAGGCAAGGCCGUUCCACCUGUCCAGCCACAGCCCACAGAAGUCGCCUCGGUGCACUGGGUCUCUCUCCGCGCUCUGCUUUCACCCACUCUACGGACUCGAGAAGCCGUGGACAUGUCCUCAAGAAUGGCCAAGCACGUUGGUCCCAUAAUCCACAAACUGAUCCGUUGGACAAUGGGGAAGAUGAUGUUCAGUGCCGUUCGCCUCCUCCCCACAGAGUCUGUUUAUGCCAGCUCAAUACCGGGAUUCAUACCCACGGAGGGUGGAGAUAAGCUUUCCACCUUGUCUGGCUGGGCCCAAGCACCCUUUGGCAUUCCGUCCUCCUCAUCUGUUCACCACUCUCUUCUUACUUUCCAACAACCACUGAUCCUCUGGGGUCUUACACUCGGCGUCCUGGCAGAUCUUCUCGAUCAGCUUCCACCCUACAACGCUGUGGCGCUCUGGAAAUAUCCCACGUUUACAGUCCCUGACCUCCGUCUACUUGUGUACAUCAUGACUCGCUCGUUCCGAAAGAAUAGCGCAGAGACCUUCUCGUCAGGAUCUUGGCCGAACAAAUUGCAGCGGCAACCCAGUCAGACCGCGAUGGAUGGCGCAAGCGAGGCAACAGCGGUCCCGGUGGCCGAAUCUACUCCCGUCAUGGGGCCUGAAUCGACGUCCGCGCCCGCUCCUCUGGAUAAAGGGGAGCAGUCUUCUCGAGCGGCUAAGCGAUCAUCGUUCAAUAAGCACAGUGUCGGUAUCGGCGGAUUGGGUGUCGGAAAAGACCCGCAACAUGCCGUUGUGUUCGCCAUUUUCAGCUUCUUCGGGGUCUGGCAUUACAACUUGGCCAACUACCUGACUCCGAUCGCCGAGCUCUACGAGUCCUUCGCACUCAUUGCACUGUUCUUUCUUCUGGUUGCCUGCGUGGCGCCAGAGUCCUUUGAAGGACAGCUUGAGUAUUUUGCUACCAACCCUGGGACUGCCAAACCUUCAAAUGCUGCGAGCGUCAACUGGUUUCGCAAGACUUGGAUCACAGUGAUUCAAAUCUUGCCCACCCGCGUGGUCACCGUCAUUGCCACAGAGAUUGUCGAAGCAACACAGUGCCACGGAACCACGUCCUAUCAGCGGGCUAUGACCAUUAUCAGCAUUGUCCAGGGGUUGCUGACUGCAACCUGUCUCAUCGGCAUCUCCAAGUUCUACUCGAGAUAUCGCAGCCAACUCCACGUUACCGACCGACGUAUUCUUUAUAGAAUAGGCGUGUUUAAGCUCCUCGUCUUUACCCAGCUCGUACAAAGAAUCAUCAUCAAUGCCCUCUCACAGAGUGACGUCCUCAAGCCAACGGAGCAUCUGAGUUACAACGACCUCAAUCUCGGGUUGAACUCCUUCCUCAUCUGUCUGGAGACCUUUGUACUUGCGAUCCUGUUCGUCUGGCCGUUCUGGCCGCACAAGGCGUUUGCGAAUUCGAGGGUAGGAAUUCUUUCGGCAGCUCUGGACGUCAUCAACCCUGGGGAUGUUUUUGCAGGGAUAGUUGGUGCUGUACGGCUCUGCCGGGGAAAUUAUCCUGCCGAAACUCUUUAG